Schistosoma turkestanicum is the source of this 3156-nucleotide messenger RNA. Lineage: Eukaryota; Metazoa; Platyhelminthes; Trematoda; Strigeidida; Schistosomatidae. The record is from the annotation of a GenBank genome assembly.
AUGAAAGACAUCGUAAAUUUUGUGUUCAUAAUUGCAUGGAUGACACGUUAUAGAUUUUUUGAAGCUAAAAAUCUUGUUCCAAUGGAUCCAAACGGUUUGGCAGAUCCUUAUGUGAAGAUCAAACUGCUGCCCAGUGAUGAAGGAAGUAAAUCCAAGCUAAAAACAAAAGUUUGUCGAUCUACCCUAAAUCCUGUAUGGAAUGAAACUUUUUACCUAGCUAUAUCAAACGAUGAUCAUUCAAAGCGUCUUUCAGUUGAAGUUUGGGAUUGGGAUCGAACCUCCCGAAAUGAUUUUAUGGGUUCUUUUUCGUUUGGGGUUAGCGAAAUCAUCAAAGAAUCAGUGUCAUCAUGGUAUAAACUAUUAAAUCAAGAGGAAGGGGAAUUUUAUUCACUACCAUGUGUUGAUGAAGCCGGUACAGCUGUUUUAGAAUUGCGUAAACGUAUGGAACGUAUGUCUACUGAACAUUUGAAUUUGGCUAAUAAUCAAAAUAAGAUGUCAACCUCAUCCACAAUAUCACAGCAUAAACCAGAUAUCCCUCGACCAAGUGAUUUCAACUUUCUUUUUGUCUUAGGGAAAGGCAGUUUCGGAAAGGUUAUACUUGCUGAACAGAAGCAUAUGGAUGAACUGUUUGCUGUAAAAAUUCUGAAAAAAGAUGUCAUUUUACAAGAUGAUGAUGUGGAGUGUGCUAUGACAGAGCGAAGAGUACUGGCUUUGCCGAAUAAAUCUCCAUUUCUUGUUCGACUACAUUCAUGUUUCCAGUCUAUGGAUCGAUUAUAUCUUGUGAUGGAAUAUGUAAAUGGUGGAGAUCUUAUGCAUCGCAUUCAACAAGAAGGGAAAUUUAAAGAACCCGUAGCUGUAUUCUAUUCAGCUGAAAUUGCAUUAGGUUUAUUUUAUUUGCAUAAUCACGGGAUUAUAUACAGGGAUCUCAAAUUGGAUAAUAUUCUAUUAGACAGUGAAGGUCAUAUUAAAAUAGCUGAUUUCGGUAUGUGUAAGGAGGGGAUAUUUGACGAUAAAAAAACAAGAACAUUUUGCGGUACACCUGAUUAUAUUGCUCCUGAGAUAAUUGGGUAUGAACUAUACGGGAAGUCUGUGGAUUGGUGGUCGUUUGGUGUACUAGUUUAUGAAAUGCUUGCAGGUUUGCCUCCAUUUGAUGGUGAAGAUGAGGAAGAACUAUUCCGAAAUAUUGCUUCACAAGAUGUUGCUUAUCCCCGACAUAUGUCCAGAGAAGCCUGUAUGAUUUGCCGUGCUUUACUGGUACGAAACCCUAAUGAGCGACUUGGAUGUGGACCGAGUGGAGAAAAAGAUAUUCGGCAGCAUCAGUUUUAUCGUCACAUUGAUUGGCAUAAAUUAUCAAAUUUAGAGAUCCAACCACCAUUCAAACCUCGCAUUAAAAAUAAACGAGACGUGAAUAAUUUCGAUUCAGAAUUCACUAAAGAACCACCCAAGUUAACGCCAACCGAUAAACUAUUCAUAAUGAAUUUAGAUCAAACUGAAUUUUCUGGAUUCUCCUACGUGAACCCUGAAUAUAUACUAGAAGUGUAAUGAUAUUAAGUUUAAUGAAGAAGUAAAAAGUUAAUAUUGUACACAUAAUUAUGUUAGCAUUUCAAUGCUCAAAUUAAUUGAAUUUGUCAAUCAUGUGUAAUCGUUUUCCAAUUAACACUACACUAUUUACACAGCUUUUAAAAUUUCACAAUCGUAAAAAAUCACAAAAAUUAGUUUUCAAUGCUAUUCAUUCAUUUUUUUUUGUUAACUAUUAUGACCUAAUACAUUGAUGCUUUUGAAUAUGAAAAAAAACUUGAUUAUGAAUUUUUUUUUUCCAACGAACAUCAUCAACCGGAUUCGAUAAUCAAUGAGAGAGUGAUAAAAAAAAACAGACCAGAAGUUGAUAUUCAUCGCCACUGCAUAAUUUUGUUCUAUAUGAUUUUUUGCUCUAUGCAUAUUUGUAUAUGUUAGUCUUUCGUCAUUGAUCGUUAUGCUUUCCCUCAUUAUGUUGCCUAGCUAUUUGGACUGUUUUUUAGGCCAUUAUCCAGCUUAUAUCUUCAUCGCCAUGUUUUCGCAUUUUUUUUUCUGUCACUAACAUAAAUGCACAAUCCUUCGAUGAUUACAAUUUUUUUUCGCUCUCUCUCUGUCUCUCUUAGUUUUUCACGAUUUGUUGAGUUUUUUUCUUCUCUUUUUUCUCUCAUUUACUAGAUGUCUUUUUUUUUCCGGAAAAAAAACUAAUUCAUCAUUUUGUUGACUAUCUGAUAUGAAUGCAAUGCUACUAUCAUCACCUAUUUGUAUUUCAUUUGUGCAUGUAUUCUUCAUAUUGAUUACUGAAUUCAAAUUCUCAACUUGCAGAAUUUUCCGUAUUCAUUAAAACUUUGAUUCAGAAUGUUUUGUUACUAACAGUUACUUGUUUUCUCAAUGCUUUCUAUACCUCUAUGAAUAUGUCAAGUAAACUAGUCAGUCACACGAUCAUGUUUAACAACAUAUAAUGCAAGUUCUUAAUUUCUCCUCCUCAAUUUUAAUGAAUAGAAAGUUUCUGUUCAAUAUUGUUUAUAAUAUAAUUUACUCACUGUGAAAAAAAUAUAAAACAGAUUACAUUGUCACUAUUUCAUACGAUUUUUUCCAACUUCUAUGGUCUGUAAACUUUGAUUUAUUGUUUUCAAUUUGGUCCAUGAUUUGUUGAUUUUUUUUCUUUGAAUUGAUACCUUAUAGGACUCAUUUAUUGUGCAUACAUAAAAAAAUAUUUCAGCCAAUUUAUCACGUGUUCUUCACUUACCUUUCGAUUUUUCUUGCUUUGAUGAACAUUCUUGAUAAGUCGAAAUGUUUUCUCACUGUUUAUUCAUAUAUAUUAUGAAUUUCUUAUGUAAGUGCCUCUAAUCUCAUGAUUGUUUUUUAUGUUUAUGUUAUCUAAUUGUUUCAGUAGAAGGAUAUGUAGCAAACAUUACUUGAUGAGGAAUAUUCCUUAAACCUGAUUAUUGAUGUCCGACUCUGAUACUAUGGUGUUACUGAAAAUUCCACGAGUACUAUUUAAAGUGUAAUUUUCCUUGAACUUGUUCUUGGUGUAUCAUGAAAAUAACUAUAUAUUUUGUGAUAAACCACAAAGUUUGAUACAUCAUGAUUGAUGUUGUUCCAGUUUAUAUGAACCUCAGAUAAAUAUAUAUUAUCAGACGA